AUGCUUAACACUGAUGCUACCAUCUUCUCCAACCUCCAAAUAGAAGGGUUGGGUGGAGUUUUCCACAAUAGCUCGGGGGACUGGAUAUUGGGUUUCUUUUCUCGAAUAGCUAUAAAAGAUAUAAUGCAACUUGAAAUUCAAGCUCUGUUUCUGGGUCUGCAACUGGCUGUGAAGUAUGGUCUCAAACCUCUAGAAAUAAACAUGGAUGCAGAGCAUUUGUCCACCAUUUUAAAUAGUCCAGACAUAGAUACUAACUUCUCCUCUUUGUUGGCUGAUUGCAGUGAGCAGAACCGACUAGCCGAUAGCCUAGCAAAAAGAGCCAUCUCUACUGUACAAACGUCCGUUCUAGCUACUGUGGAUCCAGUUAUGGAAACUACUAUGUUUUGGACUCCUCUACAGGAUCUUCUGAUCAUUUUGGGUGCUGAUAAAAGAGGAGAUUUUGUUACUAGGCGUGUGAAGACUUUGCGUUAUUUACCACCUAGUACAUCUGUAAAUAUUCCUACGAGUAUGGUGUUUAGUGUUAACGGAUGGUCUGUAAAUAAUGCACAAUAUGCAGAUACUAUGGUGGCAGUACUGCCAAAUGACUCUUUGUAG
Molecule: messenger RNA, 594 nt
Organism: Capsicum annuum
Lineage: Eukaryota; Viridiplantae; Streptophyta; Magnoliopsida; Solanales; Solanaceae
Exons: 2
Coding region: 1-594 (197 amino acids)
Molecular function (GO): RNA-DNA hybrid ribonuclease activity; nucleic acid binding
Source: RefSeq, a predicted model, not a curated record